Molecule: messenger RNA, 1005 nt
Organism: Penicillium paradoxum
Lineage: Eukaryota; Fungi; Ascomycota; Eurotiomycetes; Eurotiales; Aspergillaceae
Product: quinone oxidoreductase family protein
Exons: 1
Coding region: 1-1005 (334 amino acids)
Molecular function (GO): oxidoreductase activity
Source: RefSeq, a predicted model, not a curated record
AUGGCCAACAGAAUGAAUGCCCUCCAAAUCACCUCCACAAGCUCCACCCCCACACUAUCAUUGAGCACUCUACCAAUCCCAACCCUCAAACCAGGCCAUGCACUAGUCAAAAUCCACUACGCCUGCAUCCAUCCAUCGGACCGACUCAAUGCACAAGGCCUCUUCCCCUCCACCACGCUCCCACGCGUACCAGGGCGAGACUUCUCAGGCGUAGUAGUCGACACAGCCGACGAGACAAGCUCAUCAAAAGCCUGGAUUGGCAAAGAAGUUUACGGGACCAGUGGAUCAACUCUGGGCUUCACUGUUGACGGAGUCCACGCGGAGUACUGCCUGAUACCGCUAGAGGCGCUGGUUGAAAAACCAACCUCACUAUCACUUCUGCAAGCCGCGACUGUCGGUGUUCCGUUCACGACGGCAUUGGUCUGUCUACAGAAGGCACAGGUCACUAAUGAUGAUGUCGUUCUCGUCAUUGGUGCGACGGGGGCUGUUGGCUCUGCUGCUGUGCAGAUUGCGAAAGCUAUGGGCUGUAAGCGGGUGCUGAGUGCUGCGCGGCGGGUGGAGGCGAAGCCGGAUGUGAUUUUGGCUGGGGAGAAGGCGGCUGAAGAUCUUGCAUUGAAAGUUGCUGAGUUGACUGGGGGGAGAGGUGUGGAUGUCGUCAUUGAUACUGUUGGUAAUGUUGCUUUGAUGGGUGCGGCGAUUGAGCAGUUGGCUCGAAGGGGUCGCUAUGCGUGGAUUGCUGCGCCAAGAGGGGAUGUCAGCAAGAUGUUGUCUUUUGAUAUCUUCCAGGCUUAUCGGAGAGAAUUGAUGCUAGUUGGGUGCAAUUCUGUCAGCUUGUCUAUUGAGGGUGCGGCCGGGCUUCUGAGAAACCUCGGUGAGUGGAUUGAACAGGGUUUACUUGGUGCGCAAGAUGAGGGAGGGUUUAAGAGGGUAAGAUUGGAGGAUAGUAUUGAAGAUGGCUACAGGAAGGCUGGGGAGAAGGUGGUCAUUGAAAUGGCACGAGUGUGA